Cydia amplana is the source of this 1089-nucleotide messenger RNA. Its product is annotated as fibroin heavy chain-like. The transcript has 12 exons. The record is from RefSeq and is a predicted model, not a curated record. Lineage: Eukaryota; Metazoa; Arthropoda; Insecta; Lepidoptera; Tortricidae. Bases 1 to 1089 code for a protein of 362 amino acids.
AUGGAACGAGCAACUUUUAGUACAGGCCAGAAACUUGAAACAAUAGUACCUACAGAAGCGGGUGUAUGGGCCGCGUCUCACACGGCCGUCUCGUCGGCGGGGGCGGGCGCGGGGGCGGGACACUUCCACACUAUAUUAGCAGUAGCGCUUGCGGGUGUAUGGGCCGCGUCUCACACGGCCGUCUCGUCGGCGGGGGCGGGGGCGGGGGCGGGACACUUCCACACUAUAUUAGCAGUAGCGCUUGCGGGUGUAUGGGCCGCGUCUCACACGGCCGUCUCGUCGGCGGGGGCGGGCGCGGGGGCGGGACACUUCCACACUAUAUUAGUACUAGCGCCUGCGGGUGUAUGGGCCGCGUCUCACACGGCCGUCUCGUCGGCGGGGGCGGGACACUUCCACACUAUAUUAGUACUAGCGCCUGCGGGUGUAUGGGCCGCGUCUCACACGGCCGUCUCGUCGGCGGGGGCGGGCGCGGGGGCGGGACACUUCCACACUAUAUUAGUACUAGCGCCUGCGGGUGUAUGGGCCGCGUCUCACACGGCCGUCUCGUCGGCGGGGGCGGGCGCGGGGGCGGGACACUUCCACACUAUAUUAGUACUAGCGCCUGCGGGUGUAUGGGCCGCGUCUCACACGGCCGUCUCGUCGGCGGGGGCGGGGGCGGGGGCGGGACACUUCCACACUAUAUUAGUACUAGCGCCUGCGGGUGUAUGGGCCGCGUCUCACACGGCCGUCUCGUCGGCGGGGGCGGGCGCGGGGGCGGGACACUUCCACACUAUAUUAGUACUAGCGCCUGCGGGUGUAUGGGCCGCGUCUCACACGGCCGUCUCGUCGGCGGGGGCGGGCGCGGGGGCGGGACACUUCCACACUAUAUUAGUACUAGCGCCUGCGGGUGUAUGGGCCGCGUCUCACACGGCCGUCUCGUCGGCGGGGGCGGGGGCGGGGGCGGGACACUUCCACACUAUAUUAGCACUAGCGCCUGCGGGUGUAUGGGCCGCGUCUCACACGGCCGUCUCGUCGGCGGGGGCGGGGGCGGGGGCGGGACACUUCCACACUAUAUUAGUACUAGCGCCUAUAUGUGGCACCCGCGAGUAA